Messenger RNA from Danio rerio (zebrafish), 2460 nucleotides. The record is from RefSeq and is a predicted model, not a curated record. Lineage: Eukaryota; Metazoa; Chordata; Actinopteri; Cypriniformes; Danionidae.
CGGAGCUAUCUGUUCGUUAAGGCAGAACGAAUGCUAUUUGGGGCGGGGCUAUCAAUCUGCCAGGGCGAGGCUAUCAGUAGUUUGGGGUGGGGCUUUCAGUCCUUUAGGGCGGGGCUAUCAGUGCGUGUCUCAUCCAUUGGUCAAUCUUCCUUCAUUUUGUUAGCAGUCUGUCAAUCCAAUCGCUUCCUAAAUAAUGAAAUCCUGCACCGCCCUACAUUUUGUUUCUCAUUUCAGAACCGCGUCAACAUAAAGUUCCCUUUUUAAUAAAUCAUUGUUAUUAAUAGUAUAACAUAAAUAUGAACACAAAUGACAAAUCUGUCAAAUCUGUUAAUAAACAGUGUUGGUGGAACGUUAUUUUUAAAAGUAAUAUAUUACAUUUUUCAGUCACUUAAGGGCUUACGACUUUAAUAUACAUUACUUUAGAAAAAAUAACUUUUUCCAACAAUGUUCCAACAUCUUUCCGGAGACUGUAACUGAAAUGUUCCGAAAUGUUUGUGGUUUAAUUUCCCAAAUAAUGUGACACAAUAACUCAAUGGUGGCGGAUCAUGAACUUCUGCAUCAUCUAAAUCGACCCUCAGCAUUCAUUAUUCUCAGGAUCAAUAGUUUGACUCAGGAUGCUCUAUCAAAUAGAGUAAAAAGUGCAAACAAAGUAUUAAAUGGCAGCUCUAUCAGCUCGAGCGUGUGCUAGUACGGACCUUCUUAAGUGUCUUUGGACCCACACUCUAUGGGAUUGUGGUGGGUUUACUAAUGAAUUAGGCUGCUUACUAGCGAGAGUCUAAUUAACCUGGUGGGGAUAGUUAAUCCCGCGUGUGUGAGGACGCAAGCUCAGCACAUUGAUCCCAAAACAUCCAUAUCUCUGGUGGAAUCUCAGCUGCCAUUCACCGCGUCUAUGACAGCAGGAUGAAGCUGAUGCUGCUUUGGGCUGAUAUUCUGUUGGCAACCGGGACCUAUAAAAGGGGCUUGUGGAGAGAGGGAGACAACGGGGAUGGAGAAAUGACAACAUCCAGACCUUCUGAGAGACGCUCCAAUGAUUGAAGAACAUCACAUUGAUCGUUGAAGAACUCUAGAGCGUGGAUUGAAGAGCGCUUCAUUUAAUAUUGAAGAACACUCUAUUGAUCCUGAAAGGAUACUACUGAUCACUGAAGAACACUCUAUUGAUCGCUGAAGAACACUUCAUUGCUUCAUUGGUGCAAAAGAAGGAACAUGGCGCCUCAAAAGAAACCCGUGAACAUCAGUCAGCGUAUCACUUCAUCUCCAUUCUACAUCAUGCUGUACGUGGUUCUGGUGCUGCUGGGGAACGCGGGGAACACUACGGUGAUCGCGGUGGUCGGACAGAGCCUUCUGCAGGAGACGGGAACCGUGCGGAGCUCGGAUGUCAUUCUGGUCAACAUGGCUUUCUCAAACCUGAUGGUGUCGUUGUUGAGGAACACAGUCCUGAUGGUGUCCGACCUGGGAGUGGAGAUUUUCCUCAGUAGAGAUAUGUGUCAGUUCAUGAUGGGCCUGUGGGUUUGGGUCCGCUCUGCUAAUGUCUGGUCGACGUUCUUUCUGAGCGCGUUUCACUUCCAAACCUUGCGUCGGGUCGCUCCUCCUGUCAUCAACCUGCACGGCCCUCGCGGACCCCCACUAUCCCUCAUCCUGGGCUUCUGCCUCAUCUGGAGCCUCAACCUGAUCUACUCCAUCCCUGCCUUCAUCUUCUCCAAGAACGGAAACGAGAACUCCACAGAGGGCAGUGGGUGUCCAGGAUCAGCACCGAACAUCUCUAGAUUAUUGUUCAGCUGGAUAAGCCUGACCGUGUACCUCUGGUGUGUCCUGCAGACGCUGAUGUUGGUGAGCAGCACCACUCGGCCACUGCUGGGCUGCAUCUGGGACUUUCCUUCAGCCUACAGUGGCCUGGCCUUCGCCACCUCCUCCAUGAUCCUCCACGAGUCCAUCCCCAUCUGCCUGAUGAACAUCACCAAUCUGGGCUCGCUCUGCACGCUGUAUGCACACGGACACAAGCGCACUGUUGCCAGUCAGGGUGAGGACGCUCCGGUGGUCUCCCGCAUCCCUGCAGAGCGGCGGGCCGCUAAAGUGAUUCUGGCUCUCAACAUCCUCUUCAUUUCAUCCUGGGGCACUAAUGUCAUCUCGGUCAACUAUUUCAAUUACAACCGCGGACAGUCCACAGAGUUCCUGCUCAUCAUUGCUCGAUUCGUGAACAUGAGCUUCAUUGCGUUUUCCCCCAUCAUCCUUGCUGUGGGACACCGGAAGCUCAGGGCCUUCAUAAAGUCAGUCCUGUCGCAUAUGAUCUGACUGUCGCUCUCCAGAUCGAUCCGGAAACUGUGUCUCGGCAUGUAAAUCUGCCUGUUUAGUUCGGGCAUGCUGGUCGGAUGCAGAGAGGACUUCAUCACGUUGUUGUCAUGUCUGAGAUCCAGCUCUGUGUUUGUUUGACUGAUUAAAUAAAAAAUGCACCUCUGUAAAUCA